CGGGGGGCGCGGGGAGCCCCGGGACCCCCGGGACCCGCUCUGCCCGCCCCGCUGCUUCCCCAGGUCCCGUCCCAGGGGCAGCGAUUCCCCCCAUGGAGAAGGACCGGGAGCCGCGAGGAGACCCCCGGGACCCCUCCGGCCCCGCCGACGCGCCGGGGCCCGGGGAUGGUGCCGAGAGGGCCAAGGCGGCGGGAGAAGGUGGGGACAAGGAGGACAAGGAGGACAAGGAGGACAAGGAGGACAAGGAGGACAAGGAGGACAAGGAGGACAAGGAGGACAAGGAGGACAAGGAGAAGGAGGAGGAGGAGGCUUUCCUCGUCAGCCUCUACAAGUUCAUGAAGGAGCGGCGCACGCCCAUCGAGAGGAUCCCGCACCUCGGCUUCAAGCAGAUUAACCUCUGGAAGAUCUACAAGGCCGUGGAAAAGCUGGGAGCCUACGAGCUGGUGACGGGCCGCCGGCUCUGGAAGAACGUCUACGACGAGCUCGGGGGCAGCCCCGGCAGCACCAGCGCGGCCACCUGCACCCGGCGCCACUACGAGAGGCUCGUCCUUCCCUACGUGCGGCACCUGAAGGGCGAGGAGGACAAACCGCUGCCCCCCAGCAAACCCCGCAGGCAGUACAAGGUCUCCAAGGACGACAGGAGCAAGAGGGCCAGGAAGGAGAAGGGCCGCGAGCAGGUGGCUCCGGACAGGGCGCGGCCGGAGGCGGGCGCGGAGGACGCGGCGGAGCGGGGCCGGGGGACAGAGGGACGCUCCAUCCCGGCCAUGCCGGCCCCCAGCCCCUCGGGGAGGUGUCCCAGCCCCUGCAGGAGCCACGGCGAGACCUACAAGCGCCUCUUCUCCAGCUUCUACUCCAAAGGGAACCACCCCAUCAUGUCGCCGCUGGCCAAGAAGAAGCUGCUGGCGCAGGUCAGCAAGGCCGAGUCCUUGCCCUGCCACAAGCGCCAGUGCCCCGAGGGCCGGCGGGCACCGAGCCACGCCGGCCCCGAGCCGCCCGGGCUCCGCGGCGCUGGCCCGGCGGAGCCGCUGGGAGCCGCGGACAGAGCCCCGAGCGCGGCGUCCCCGGCCGGCAGGGACAGCCAGGGCUGCCCGCAGGACGGCGCCGCGGCCCCCGCCGUCUUCACCGGCUACUUCCACGCCUACCGCAGCGGCGAGGGCCCGCAGCCCUGGGGCUACUUCUCCAGCCUGAAGGAUUUUUGGGGCCCGGCGCGGCCCGAGGAGCCCGAGCAGCCGCGGGGCCAGGCGGGGCGGCCGUGGCCGGGCCGGGCAGGCUGGGUGUCCCCCGGGGCCGCCGCCGGCCGCCCCGGGGAGGAGGAGGAGGAGGAGGAGGAGGAGGAGGAGGAGCCCUUCGGCCCCACGGGCAGCUGCCGCGCCGUGUCCCCGGUGCCCGAGGAGGGCCGGGCCAGGCGGAGCCGCUCCUCGGGCGGGCACCGCGGGCUGGCCGAGCCCAGGGCCGUGCCGGCCGCUCCCGCUUUCGAGGCGGCCGCGCUGCGCUUCCCGGGCGCCUUCGGGAGCCGCCUGGAGCACCUGAAAUCCCGGGGCGUGCCGGUGGUCCCGGCGCUCUCCGUCAGCCCCUUGGUGAUCCCGGCCUUCCCCAGCCCUCUGGUGGUGGCCACCGGCGCCGGCCGCUUUCCCGCGUCCUACGGGAGCUCGCCCCGGCUGUACCCCGCGGCUCCGUGGCACGGGCAGCGCUCCUGCGGCUCCCCGCACGGCCCGGCCUUCCCGCACCACGCCAGGCCCUAGCGGGGCACAGCGGGGGACAGCCCGGGACAACGGGGGAACAG
This is a messenger RNA of Lonchura striata (white-rumped munia), 1783 nucleotides long. Lineage: Eukaryota; Metazoa; Chordata; Aves; Passeriformes; Estrildidae. The record is from RefSeq and is a predicted model, not a curated record.